Messenger RNA from Diabrotica virgifera virgifera (western corn rootworm), 826 nucleotides. Its product is annotated as 60S ribosomal protein L6-like. Lineage: Eukaryota; Metazoa; Arthropoda; Insecta; Coleoptera; Chrysomelidae. Gene Ontology annotation, biological process: cytoplasmic translation; ribosomal large subunit assembly. Gene Ontology annotation, cellular component: ribosome; cytosolic large ribosomal subunit. The record is from RefSeq and is a predicted model, not a curated record. The transcript has a single exon. Gene Ontology annotation, molecular function: RNA binding; structural constituent of ribosome. Bases 24 to 818 code for a protein of 264 amino acids.
UUUUAUAUUUGACAUCCUUAAAGAUGGUUGAGAAAAAGGCUGUACAGAAGCCCGCUGGGGAUGCACCAAAAAAGGUGCACAAACCAGGAAAACCUAGAAAUUAUGAUUUGGGAAACGGAGUACUUAGAUUUUCUAGAUCUAAAAUGUUCCACAAAAAAGCAUUGUACAAAUUUGUUGGCACGAAGGUAGAAGCUACCAAGCAACCUCAAAAGCCCCAGGUUAUUGAAAAACCAAUUGGUGGAGAGAAAAAUGGAGGAAAGAGAUUUGUUUUGGUCAAGAAACGUAGGGCAUACUAUCCAACCCAAGACAAAAUUAAGGCCAGGCCAGCUAGGAGAACAUUUAGCCAACACACGAGGUCUAUUAGAAAUACAAUCACUCCAGGAACAGUUCUCAUCCUUUUAGCUGGUUCUCACAAAGGAAAGAGGGUUGUAUUCCUUAAACAACUGUACUCUGGUCUACUUUUGGCAACUGGACCUUUUGGAAUCAAUGCUUGCCCAUUGAGGCGCAUUAGCCAACGAUAUGUAAUUGCUACAUCUACCAAAAUUGACGUUAGUGGAGUACAGCUGCCAGAAAACCUUAAUGAUGAAUAUUUUGCAAGAAAGAGGCAGAAGAGAUCCAAGAAAGAAGAAGGUGAUAUUUUCCAAUCCAAAAAAGAAGGUUACAAAGUAAGCGAAGAUAGGAAAGCUGACCAAAAGAAAGUAGAUACACAAGUUCUGGCUGCAAUCAAGAAGCACUCCGACCGCAAAGUACUUUUAGCUUAUUUGUCAGCCAUGUGGGGACUCAGAUCAUCACAGUACCCACACAGAUUGAAGUUUUAGAUAAGAGA